AUGAAUGACGAACGAGUAGCCUACUCAGAACUGAGUCUGGCCAAGAACCCAAAGAAGCAGCAAAGGACACCUAAGAGCACAAAAAGCUCCAUUUCGGUCACUGAACAGGAAAUAAUCUAUGUGGAAUUAAACCUUCCAGACGCUUCUCAGGAUCUUCAAGGAAAUGACCAGCGCUCUCCCUGCAAAGAUUCACUGUCACCUCCAGGGAAGCUCACUGCUGAGAUCUUGGGAUACAUUUCUCUUGUCUUAAUGGUCACUGUGUUAAAAUUGAUGGUUCUUAUUUACUUGACCGUGAUACUGGAACAGAAUAAUUCUUCUCUGAAAACAAGAAGCCAGAAAGAAAUUCAUAAUCUUUCUUCAGUGUAUCAUUGUGGUCACUGUGAAAAGGAGUGGUUCACAUAUUCCAGCAGUUGUUAUUUCAUCAGUAUGGAAAGAAAGACUUGGAAUGAGAGUUUGAUUGCCUGUGCUUCUAAGAAUUCUAGUCUUCUUUACAUUGAUGAUGAAGAAGAAAUGAAAGUUCUGAUGUCUCUAUCAUUUGUAUCAUGGGUUGGAGUCUUUCGUAACAGCAGUGAUCGUCCGUGGGCGUCAAUAAAUGGCUCAACUUUCAAACUAAAGUUAACAGAAUCAGGCGAUCAUGAACAUAAUUGUGUUGUGCUACUCUCAGGAUAUCUAAAAUCAGACAGUGUGGAUCUUCACAAAUGCAUUAUUGAAAGCAUAAGCCUUAGAAUUGAACCACCUGAGUCUGGAGUCUGUUAGGUAAUUUUAUAUUGAAUGAAAUGGAAACCAUAUUAUAAUUGGAUGUCUUAAAAUAAUUUGUGUUAUUCUAAUAACAAAAACAUUUCCAAAACCAAUCAUUGAAGUAUAAAACACGCACCACAAAGGACAGAUAUCAUUACAUUUUGUCGGGCUCUUUUUGCUCAGCAUUAUGUUUGUGGCAUCCAUCUUUCUAAAAGUUCACAUUUUGUGUGAGUCUGUUAUACGAAAUAUGAAGAAUGGACAAACCCACAGAGACAGAAUGUGGAUCAGUGUUUACGAAGGGCUGAGGGGAGGUUGGAAUAGGAAGUGACUGCUAAUUUCUACAGUGUUUCUUUUUUGGGUUGAUGAAAACUUGCUACAUUUUGAUUGUGGUGAAAGUUGUAACUCUGCAAAUACACUAAACAUUACUGAUUUUUAUACCUUAAAUGAAUGAAUUUUAUGCUAUGUGCAUUACACUUCAAUUAAAGUGUUAAGAAAAAGUCUCCUGGAAUUAUGUUUGGGACUACAUUUAAUCUUUAAAGUACUUUUUAAAGAUUAGACAUUUCUAAUCAAUAUUAUGAUAUGUCCUUCAAUGAGUUAGGUUUUCUUUAAUUUCUCUCUAUCAUGUUUGUACUUUUUGCUGUUGAUGUCUUGCAGAGUAUUAGCAUAGUGAUGAGAUACCUCAAGUUUAUUUCAGCACUAUGCACAAUAGCCAAGAUAUGGAAUCAAUUUAGAUGUCUAUUGACAGAUGAAUGGAGAAAGAAAAUGUGGUAUAUAUACACAAUGGAAUACUACUGAGCCAUGAAAAAGAAUGAAACCCUGUCAUUUGCAACAACAUUGAUGAGUCUGGAUAUAUUAUGUUAAGUGUAAUAAGUCAUUCUCUGAAAGAUGAAUACUACAUGCUCUCAGUCAUAUGUGGGAGCUAAAAAUAAAAAUAAUAAAAAUAAUAAUUUGAAAUUUUAGGAGUACAGAGUAGAAUUGUGCUUACUAGAGUUUAGGAAAGGCAGGGGCAAUGGUGACAUUUGUACUAGGGAGGGUUUUAUUUCCAAUGUUGAAUAAAAGGUAUAGUAAAGGUUCUACAUGUGUCAUACUUAUGAUUUCCUAAUUUAGGGGAAAAGAUUUUGAUAUUUCAUCCAUAUUUACAAAGGUUUUUAAAAAACCAUACUUCUGAUAUUGAAGGAGUUGUAUAAUAUUCUAUCUUUCUAGUAGAUUUUAUCGAUAUUACAUUUUUAUUAUUUUUCUAUCAUUUGGAAUAAUAUUUCUUCUCUGUAUAAUGUUUAUAAAGUAUGCAAACAUUAUUUCUUUCAAAUGUAAAAUGAAAUUGGUCAUUCUGUUUUACCCUUCCAAGAAAAUCAGUGCGUAUAAUAUACUCAGAGUAAGAUAUGUUCACAAGGAGAUUCAGCUGUGUUUUCAUUUAUAGCUAUGUGAAAUUGACAGGUUGCUAUCAAGGCUACAUUGGGAAGCAUUUCUUUUUUUACAGAUAACCUGAAAGUAUGUGUGAGAGUACUGUUUUAAAGGUUAUUCACUAGUGUACAGGCCAUAGACUCUGUACGAUAUUUUGGUAGGAAGGUUUAUAUCACCAACUUAAUUUCUUUAAUACAUAUAAGAUUUACUUAGAUUUCUGUUUGUUGUACUGCAUUUUGGUAAAUUGUGUUUCUAGGAAUUUUUUUUUUCUUAUGGCAUUAAAAUGUGUUCAUAAUAUGGCUUUAUUUUCUGUUCAGUAUCUGUAAAAACC
Cynocephalus volans (Philippine flying lemur) is the source of this 2470-nucleotide messenger RNA. RefSeq names its product NKG2-C type II integral membrane protein-like. The coding region runs from base 1 to 756 and encodes 251 amino acids. Gene Ontology annotation, cellular component: plasma membrane; external side of plasma membrane. Lineage: Eukaryota; Metazoa; Chordata; Mammalia; Dermoptera; Cynocephalidae. The transcript is spliced from 6 exons. The record is from RefSeq and is a predicted model, not a curated record. Gene Ontology annotation, biological process: positive regulation of natural killer cell mediated cytotoxicity; stimulatory C-type lectin receptor signaling pathway. Gene Ontology annotation, molecular function: transmembrane signaling receptor activity.